AUGCCUACCCUCCAAGAAAGCAAAAUCUCCUUCAUUGGCGGAGGCAACAUGGCCUCCGCCAUCAUCGGCGGCUUGACGGCCAAGGGCGUCUCAAAGACCAACAUCAUCGUUUCCGAGCCCUGGGACGUGAACCGCGAAAAGCUCGCGGCGAUCGGCGUCCAAACCACCACCGACAACGCGACUGCAGGCGCCGAGGCGGAUAUCGUGAUCAUCGCCGUCAAGCCGCAGGAGCUCGGAAAGAGCUGGAGCUCUAGGAAGGAUCUGCCUGUUGUUGUGAGUAUUGCGGCUGGUAUUACGCUGGAGUCGCUGCAAGGGUGGUCGAAGACUGGGGAUGGGCGUACACCGCAUGUUGUGCGUGUUAUGCCGAAUACGCCGGCGCUUGUUGGGGAGGGGGCUAGUGGUGCUUUUGCUGGGGAGGGUGUCACUGGUGAGGAGAAGGAGCUUGUUGGGGCUCUUUUGGCGAGUGUCAGUAAAGCUUUGGAAUGGGUUGACCGGGAGGAGUUGUUGGAUGUUGUGACUGGAUUGUCUGGAUCCGGUCCGGCUUACUUCUUUGCUAUGGUUGAGCAUCUGGUCUCUAGCGCUACUGCUCUUGGUCUUUCAAAGGACCAGGCUACGCGUUUGGCUACGCAGACUUGUCUUGGUGCGGGUAAGAUGCUUGUUGAGUCUGAGGAUGAGCCUAGUCAGCUGCGCAAGAAUGUGACUAGUCCCAAUGGUACUACCUAUGCGGCGCUGCAGACUUUUGAGAAGGAGGGUUUCAAGGAGAUUGUUGAUAAGGCUGUGACGGCGGCGACUGAGCGGGCCGCUGAGUUGGGCAAAAAGGCUUGA
Messenger RNA from Penicillium maclennaniae, 825 nucleotides. RefSeq names its product pyrroline-5-carboxylate reductase family protein. Lineage: Eukaryota; Fungi; Ascomycota; Eurotiomycetes; Eurotiales; Aspergillaceae. The transcript is spliced from 3 exons. Bases 1 to 825 code for a protein of 274 amino acids. Gene Ontology annotation, molecular function: pyrroline-5-carboxylate reductase activity. The record is from RefSeq and is a predicted model, not a curated record. Gene Ontology annotation, biological process: L-proline biosynthetic process.